Messenger RNA from Camelina sativa (false flax), 2724 nucleotides. RefSeq names its product serine/threonine-protein kinase 1. Gene Ontology annotation, biological process: protein phosphorylation. The record is from RefSeq and is a predicted model, not a curated record. Gene Ontology annotation, cellular component: cytoplasm. NCBI's taxonomy places the organism in Eukaryota, Viridiplantae, Streptophyta, Magnoliopsida, Brassicales, Brassicaceae. Gene Ontology annotation, molecular function: ATP binding; protein serine/threonine kinase activity.
UUAUUUCAUCAUUUUUUUUUUUUUUUUAAACUACAAGCCUUGUACUUUGGCCCGAGAGCGCUCUCUCUCCCGGCGACGACGGUUAAGAAGAGCCAUAGAUGGAUCAUAAUAACUCGCCGAGAUCUCGUCGGAGCCGUAAACCGGAUCCUAAACCGGACAUAUACUCAACUUUCGUAGUCCACUCCGACUCCGAUUCUGACCAAGGUCGAGAUCGAGACAAACGCAAAUCCAAACCUGAGGAAGACGAGAAUGUCGAUUUAUACGCAACCAUGGUUUACAAAGGCGAUAGUGACGGAGGAGGAGGAGGUGAUGAAGAUGAUGAAGACGAUUCUAUGCUUCCUCCUCUUCUCAAGCGUCUUCCCAAAGAUUUCGGAGGCGGCGCCUCGCUCGAUUACGACGAAGACGACGGUGAUGAAACCGGAGAUUUCGGUACGAUGAUUGUGAAAACAGAUCGGAGUAGUAGUCAUAGUAAGAACAGUCCGUAUUCGUCUAAUCCGAGAUUGGGAGUUAGUCCUAGGAGGAGAGGCGGAGAUGAGGAAUCUUCCGAUGAGGAAGAGGAGGAGGAGGAAGAAGAAGAUGACGAUGAUGAUGACGAUGACGGAGACUACGGUACGUUUGUUGUGAAACCUAAGGCUAAAAACGGAAAGAGUAAAAAAGAGAAGGAGAUUGAUAUGUCAACUAUGGGAAGAGCUGUGGCGAGUAUGCAGAAAUCAAACUUUGGUGGUAAGACUCGGAAACUGGAUCCUUCGUCGUCUUCUUCUAAGCUUCAAGGUGAAGAUAAUCGGAAAAUGCAGCAGCAGAACAGUAAGAUGUCAACCACGUCUCUUCCUGAUAGCAUUACUAGAGAAGAUCCAACCACCAAAUACGAAUUCCUCAAUGAACUUGGGAAAGGAUCAUAUGGAUCUGUCUACAAGGCUAGAGAUUUGAAAACAUCGGAGAUUGUUGCGGUGAAAGUCAUAUCACUUACCGAAGGGGAGGAAGGCUAUGAAGAAAUCCGGGGAGAAAUUGAGAUGCUGCAGCAGUGUAAUCAUCCAAAUGUUGUCCGUUACCUUGGGAGUUACCAGGGAGAAGAUUAUCUUUGGAUAGUGAUGGAGUAUUGUGGAGGUGGAAGUGUUGCUGAUCUUAUGAAUGUUACCGAGGAGGCAUUGGAGGAGUAUCAGAUAGCAUAUAUAUGUCGGGAGGCGUUGAAGGGCCUUGCAUACUUGCACUCAAUAUACAAAGUUCAUAGAGAUAUUAAGGGUGGAAAUAUCUUGUUGACCGAACAAGGAGAGGUCAAGUUGGGUGACUUUGGGGUUGCGGCUCAACUUACGAGGACUAUGUCGAAGAGAAACACGUUCAUUGGGACUCCGCACUGGAUGGCCCCGGAGGUUAUUCAGGAAAAUCGUUAUGAUGGGAAGGUGGAUGUAUGGGCUCUUGGUGUUUCAGCAAUUGAGAUGGCAGAGGGGCUUCCUCCAAGAUCAGCAGUUCAUCCGAUGAGGGUUUUGUUCAUGAUAUCCAUCGAGCCAGCUCCAAUGCUUGAGGAUAAAGAAAAAUGGUCCCUGGUCUUCCAUGAUUUUGUUGCAAAAUGCCUUACAAAGGAACCACGUCUUCGCCCGACUGCAGCUGAGAUGCUUAAGCACAAAUUUGUUGAGAGAUGUAAAACUGGAGCUUCUGCAAUGUCGCCAAAGAUUGAGAAGUCAAGACAAAUCAGAGCUUCCAUGGCUCUUCAAGCGCAAAAUGUUGUCGCACCUUCAGACGACUCUUCAACACUGGGUCCAAAAUCAAGUGAAGAAUAUGGAAUUACUGUUCCAUCUAAACCUCCUCAAAAUUCCACCGAAGCACCUUCAACCAGCACCCUGAAUCGGCAGCAUGUAUCUGGAGAAGGUGGUGACUUUGGAACUAUGAUUGUUCAUGGUGAGGAUGAGACAGACGAGAGUGACUCCAGAUCUCAACUUGUCAGAGAGAAAGAAUCUUCAUUGUCUCAGGUUGAAGGUGUUUCUGGCGGAUUCGUAGGAGAAGAAUUACCUGACUCAUGGAGCCACGAGAAAAAGAAUCUUCUUGUUACCAAUGUUCCAGUUGAAGAUUCAACUUCACAGAGCAAGCAAGCAAGUUCAUCUCAUGAGCAUAAAACCAAGCUGAAUAACAUAUCUGGAACACAUACAGUAGGUGGCAGUGAUGCAAGUGAAACUGUUGGCAGGAAAGCUUUUGCUUUGCAAGAUAAGUUGUGGUCUAUAUAUGCAGCUGGAAACACGGUACCGAUACCAUUCUUGAGAGCAACAGAUAUAUCCCCGAUUGCACUCUUGUCAGAGAACAUGAUUGGAGGCAUGCAACAAGAUGGGAAUGGAACUGUAGCCGUUGAAGCACUUCAGGAGCUUUUCACUUCUGAUCCCCAAUCCAAAAAGGGCCGACGUGGACAAAACGAGAUGCCUCUUCCUCCAAGCGUAUACCAAAGACUGACUACAAGCUCUUCUCUGAUGAACCUUGCACAAGUUUUAGCAUACCACAGAGCGUGUUACGAGGAAAUGCCGCUGCAGGAACUGCAAGCAACGCAGGAGCAGCAAACGAUUCAGAAUCUCUGCGAUACUCUUCGCACAAUUCUCCGCCUGUAAAAGUUGUUUGUACAUCUGGUGCUACUCUUGUAUUAGUAUAGGUUUGUGAACAAGUUUUUUUUCUUUUUCUUUUUCGUAUAAUUUCUUAACUACAAUCAAUUUUGCUAGAAUAUUGAAUGAGAAAAAAAUGGAAACA